AUGGAUGAAGACGAUCAAAUGAUGUAUCCGGUUGAUACUGAAUUACUUAAUUCGGAAGAGGAAUUCAAUUAUCCAUCUGAUCCACAACCAUCAACUUCAUUUUUUACCACACCCAAUAAUUUAUUGCUAAAUUCCUGUCGAUAUCAUAAUUUAUUCAUGCAACAGUUUGCUCCAUCACAAAUUUCACAAUCAACGAUUGAAUCAACACUACAACAUCCUACCGCAUCAUUAAUACAUUUAAUUGGAAUUGAAUUACCAACAGAUCCACAAUUAAUUUCUUCCGAAUAUCCCGAAACAACCACAUCGCUACCAGUACAAUCAUUAUCAAUAGCAUCUGAUCUGAUACCAGAAUUAUUAAAUUCGUUAGUCUGGGAUCAAUGGCUAUGCUCUUUGGCCAGAUCAUUAACACCAGCCCAAUGGCAACUAUAUUGGAUGAACUAUUUGGCACUAUUUGGUACCAUCGGCCUACCGCAACAUAUCGCCAAUUUUUUUGCUGCCGCUGCCAUUCCUGAUUUUUCUUCAUCCAAUUUAUUGUCAUCGUUGCAAAGCAACACUAAUUGGAUGCUUUUUCAACAGCAAUGCUAUGUUAAAUUGCAACGUGUAAAUUAA
This is a messenger RNA of Acanthocheilonema viteae, 609 nucleotides long. The record is from the annotation of a GenBank genome assembly. NCBI's taxonomy places the organism in Eukaryota, Metazoa, Nematoda, Chromadorea, Rhabditida, Onchocercidae.